This is a messenger RNA of Tupaia belangeri chinensis (Chinese tree shrew), 2616 nucleotides long. RefSeq names its product cerebellar degeneration related protein 2 (gene CDR2). The transcript is spliced from 6 exons. Bases 229 to 1572 code for a protein of 447 amino acids. The record is from RefSeq and is a predicted model, not a curated record. Lineage: Eukaryota; Metazoa; Chordata; Mammalia; Scandentia; Tupaiidae.
GGCGGAAAACCUAGUGGAGGAGUUUGAGGUGAAGGAGGACGAGCCGUGGUACGACCACCAGGACCUCCAGCAAGGCAUCUGGUUUCUGCAGUUCUUUGUAAAUCAAUUAUUUCAGCUCUACACUUUGUAGUGAAAAUUAACAUCUCAUGUAGUUGAGUAUUAAAUGAUCAUGAUGCUUGUUCAUGGUAACUAUUGAACUUGGCAGAGAAAAGAGGAACGUCAACUUCCAUGACUUCAUACUUGAAAAAGGAAAAUAAAACAAGCACCUUUUUUGGGAAAGAUCUCCAACUUGCUGCUGAGCUUGGGAAGACAUUACUGGAUCGGAACACAGAGUUAGAGGAUUCUCUUCAGCAGAUGUACACAACCAAUCAGGAACAACUACAGGAAAUUGAAUAUCUGACCAAGCAAGUGGAACUUCUACGGCAAAUGAAUGAACAGCAUGCAAAGGUCUAUGAGCAGUUAGAUGUCACAGCAAGGGAACUAGAAGAAACAAAUCAGAAGCUAGUUGCUGACAGCAAGGCCUCGCAGCAAAAAAUUCUGAGCCUGACUGAAACAAUCGAAUGCCUACAAACCAACAUUGAUCACCUCCAGAGCCAAGUGGAGGAGUUGAAGUCAUCUGGCCAGAGGAGAAGGAACCAGGGAAGAUGUGACCAGGAAAACUCGGCACCCAGCUUCUCCUAUCUGAAAGAGCUGUAUGACCUCCGCCAACACUUUGUGUACGAUCAUGUGUUUGCCGAGAAGAUCACUUCCUUGCAAAACCAGCAAAGCCCUGAUGAAGAGGAAAAUGAGCACUUGAAGAAGACGGUGACGAUGCUGCAGGCCCAGCUGAGCCUGGAGCGGCAGAAGCGGGUGACUCUGGAGGAAGAGUACGGACUCAUGCUGAAAGAGAACAGCGAACUGGAGCAGCAGCUGGGGGCCUCAGAUGCCUACCGAGCCCGGGCGCUGGAACUGGAGGCCGAGGUGGCAGAGAUGCGGCAGAUGUUGCAGUCGGAGCAUCCAUUUGUGAAUGGGGUGGAGAAGCUGGUGUCAGACUCUCUGUUCGUUCCCUUCAAAGAGCCGAGCCAGAACCUGCUGGAGGAGAUGUUCCUGUCUGUUCCGGAAGUGCAUAGGAAGCCUCUCAAGCGCAGUAGCAGCGAAACGGUCCUCAGCAGCUUGGCAGGGGGUGACAUCGUGAGGGGUCACGAGGAGACUUGCAUCAGGCGGGCCAAAGCUGUGAAGCAGAGAGGCAUCUCCCUUCUGCAUGAGGUGGACACUCAGUACAGUGCCCUGAAGGUGAAGUACGAAGAGCUACUGAGGAAGUGCCAGCAGGAACAGGACUCCCUGUCACACAAGGCUGUGCAGACCUCCAGGGCUCCAGCCAGGGACCUAACUGGAGGGAACGCCCAGCCCGAGGCUGGCACCAGCAGCUGGGAACCGGCCUCUGUUACUCCAGAACCCAUCAGUUCCCCCACCACCACGACACCUCCAGAGUACAAAGCGCUGUUUAAGGAGAUCUUUAGUUGCAUCAAGAAAACCAAGCAGGAAAUAGAUGAACAGAGAACCAAAUACCGAUCCCUCUCCUCUCAUUCUUAAACUACUAUUUUACCUAUUUCCUAUUACCUCUCUCUCCCAUUCAGAUGAAUGUUUGCAGGCUCCAAAGCCAGAUGUUGCUCAUGACGUUUGCCUGUUUAGCAAAUGCAGGCAGCAGGAGAGGAGGUGGUCAGUGGUAUCGUUUCAACAAUCCAGUUCCCUUUAAACUCUCCAGGAGAUUCCCAUGACAAACUGGCCUCUGGCUAGCGCACUGAAUAGACUGAGAUUCCUGAAAAAGCCCCAGAACCAAUGGAGGGAAGAUCUGUGCUCCUGUCGGUAUCCUGGAGUUACCGGACCACAGCAUGGAGGGGAAAGGGCAGAGUUGACAAAGUUAAGGCAAUUCCUAUUGCCUUCUUGCUCAAUCUCUCAAAACUGUGUAGAAGUCAGAGGGCUGCCAAACUGAAACAGACAUCCUUUGCAAACACUGUUGGAUACUGUGAAUUCAUUAAGAAGAAUGUUCAAGAGAAAGCAGGGGUCUAAUCCAAAAUAAAUAGCAUUAAUACUCUAAGCCCAUGAGUUUUGUUAAAUCUGCUACCAAGUGAACUGAGACUGACAAGUAAUCCUAAUGUAUCUAAAUCGAACACUAAUGCAAUACCAAAUUGAAAUGGCUAGCUUUGAUUUGAUCCAAGGUAGCUUGUUAGCAUACAUCCUAGAGGGCGGUGCCCUUGUCCCCCCAAAUUCAAAUGUUUUUAUUCAAAGGUAUAGCCAGUAGGAUAGGUGAAUAUGUAAGCCUUUAAUUCCUCCUCUCAAAUUCAAACUAAAGGGAAGGAUCAAACCUCUGUCUCCUAAGUGUUGUCUGAGCUGGCUAACUUAGCCCGCCACAAGCUGCUCUUGCUAAUUCUUAACCAUUCCUGUAAAUGUUUUUGACUUACUGCAGAAAUUCCUGUCUACUAUGAUAUUAAGCAGUAUUGGUGUUCUAAGUGUGGAAAUACAUUCAUCCUCUCACUUUGCAAACUUUUAAUUUAAAACUAUUUAAGAGAACUAAGGUUCUGAUUAUUGUAUAUAUUUUUCUAAAAACCAAAUAAAGCUACCUAUGAAAAUGAAAAA